AUGAGCCGCGGCAAUGAGUUAGAUGAUUUGCUUUUUAAGAGAAGAGAUUAAAAUUCGAAAUAGGGUGAAGAGUUGAAAUAGAUUAUAGAGAAUAUUCCUUAUCCUCAUGCAGAUAUAACAAUAACAUCGUAUAGUGAAUUUUCAGACAACACACCAUAAAAAUAUUUACAUAAAUUAGUACAUACAGAAAAUACUGAAGUAUAACAAUAAAAAGUGAGACGACAUAGAACUUAAGUAGAUGCUUAUGCAACUGAUAGUGAAGUUGAGUAAAGAGAAUUGAAAUAAUAAAAAAUAGAUUAAAAAAGAAAGCCACUUCAAUAGUAACAAAUAAAUCAAUAAGAAAUUAAACCUCCUUUGGUGCCUCAACAAUAAUAAUAAUAAUAAUAAUUAUAAGAUUUUUAUGCAUCUGGUGGAUCAUAUUUAGAAUCAAUGACUCCAUAAAGAAUGAAUAAAAUAGUAGAUUGGUCAAAAUAACAUGUAACACCAGGUGAUGCUAAAAAUAUAUUUCCUUAAGUUAUAGCUCCAAGUAUUGAAUUUUCUAAUGAGAAUUCCUUAUCUCUAUAAUUUAAAAAUGUUGAUCCUGAACCUAAAAAACCAUAAAUACUUUCUCAUUAAAAUUAAAAUACUUAAAAUUCUCAUAUUGAAAAUAGAGUUUGGGAAAAAUAAAAAAGAUAUAUGGAAAGUGAAAUUUAAGGAAUUAAAAAGUAAUAGAGGAAAUUAGAGAAUGAAAAUUUAGUUUUAACACAAAAAGUUGAAGAAUAUGAAGAAAUGAUGAAAUUGUUAUAAGAAAAACAUAAAGAUUAUUCAUGUUUAGAAAUUUUACGUGGAAAAUAUUUGGAAGUUACUAAGUAAUAAAUGAAAUAACUAAAGUAAUAAUUGGAUUUGAAAGAUUAGAAAUUAAAAGAUUUAAAUGAUUAAGCAAAAGGGAUGUUAGAAAAUGAAAAAAGAAUGUAAGAAGCAAUUGAAUUAGAAUUAAGAGAACUUCAUGCUUAAUUAGAUAUUAAAGAUUAAAUGGUAAGAGCACUUAAAAACUAAUAAAACAAUGAAGAUAAUGAAAGAUAAAAGGCUUUGUAAGAGUAUGAGAAAACUAUGAGUGAUGGUAACAAAUUCAUUACAAAACUAAAGAAUUAAAUUGAAACUUAAAUGAAAGCAUUAGAAGAAAAAGAAUCUAUUAUAUCAUCUUAAGAUGCUUAAAUUUAAAAUUUAUAAGUAAGAUUACUUAAAGAAGCAGAAUAUAGAAAAUAAGAUGAAAAAGUUAUUAAUGAAUUUAAAUCUAAAGAAACAUUACUUUUUUAGUAAGUUACUGGAAAUACUAUACCUGAGGUAAAUAAUAGAGCUAUGGAGGAACUUCAAAGUGAAUGUGUUAAUUAAAAGGUUUUAAUUAACUAACUUUAAAGUUAAUUAUCAUAAUAGAUGUAAAUCCAUUAAUUAUAACAUAUUAAUUCGAAUUCUUAUAAAGAAUGUGAAUAAUGCAAAUUAUGCAAAGAUGAACUUGCUAAUAUAAUUUAAGAAUGUUCUUUAGAAGAAGAAGCAAAAUCGAUUGAUGCAACUUAAAGUAUUGCAUAUAUUGCCAGAGAGGUUGUUACUCUUUUAUUAACUAAAUAAAGGGAAUAAAUUGAUCAUGCUUUUGUACAAUAUGAAGAAUAAAUUAAAGAAUAAGCUUCUUAAAUUGAUUAUUUUAAAGAAUAGAAUGAUGAGGUUAUGUAGGAAAAUCAAAAGAUUUCUGAUUAAAUUUAAUUGGUAUUGGAAAAAAAAGAAGAAUAAGAAUAAUAAAUAUUUGAAGAAUAUGAAAAACUUCGAUAAAUUAAUUAAAAUCUGUUGUCUGAAAAUAAAACACUUAAACUAGAAUUUGAAUAAAUUAAAUUAUAACUUAGAAAUGAAUCUUAAGCUCAUUCUAAUGAAAUCUAAUAAUUUAAACAUGAAAUUUAAAUUAAUAAAUAGUCACUCAUAUAAGCUAAAUAAAAUGAAUCUAAAUUAGUUGUUUAAUAAAAUUAAUUGAAAAGUGAAGAAAAAAAUUAAAUUUCUCAAGAAAUGGAAAAUAUUAAAACAGUAUUCUAAAAUUAAAUUUAAGAACUUUAUAAUAAAUUACAUAGUCAAGAUGAAUAAAUAUAAGAAUUAACUAAAGAAUUGUAUUCUAAAAAAAAAUAAAUUGAUGAAAUGCAAUAAUAAUAAUCAUCAUCUAUUAAGAAAUAAAGAAAAGAGAAAGAAUAAAAAGAAAGUAAAGAGUAAACUUAACUUAAAACUUAUGCUUAAUAAUUAAAUGAAUUAAAUGAUGAGAAAAGUAAAUUAUUGUAAAAAAUAUAACAGUUGGAAUAAUAAUAAACUUAUUAAACAAAAAGAUUGGAUGAAGAAAAAAAUGACAAAUUGGAAAAAUUAAAUUAAUAGAUCAAAGAAAAAGAUAAGAAGAAUAUUGAUCUUUAUAAUUAAAAUAAAACUCUUUAAUCUUUAUAAAAAGAAUUAGAUGAUUAAAUUUCAUCAAUGAAAGAUGAGAUUGAAAAAUAAAAAAAAUAAAUCUAACUGAAAAAUUCAGAAAUUAAAUAAUUAUUAGAAUAAAAUAAAUAGUUAUCAGAUAAGAAUUAAGAAAUUAAUAAUAGAUUGAGUUUACUCUAACAAUAAAUGAAUUAAUUUGAAAAUGAAAUUAAACAUUAUGAAUAGAGUCCUUAAAUUCCUGAAAAAUUAAGAUCUUAAGCUUCUGUGAGAAGUUUUGAUAAAACUCCUCAUGCUGUUAUAGAAUUAGUUGAAGGAUUUAAUCAAUAUUAAUAAGAAUUUUAUCAUUUAAAAAAAAUGUUUACUGAAAAAUUAAAAGCAUAAGAAUAAGUAAUUUAUUUAAUUUUAUAUUUUUAUAGAAUUUGAUAUCCCUACAAUAAACUAAUUAAUAAAUUACAUAAUAAAAUCUUAAAUUGAUUUAAGAAAAUAAUGUUUUAAAGGAUGAAAUAUCAUUAGGUAGUCAUGGAAAAAACUAUGAGGAUAGAGGAUCAGCUUAAACUGGGGAUUCUCUUAAUAUUCGUUCUUUUUUGGAUCAAGAUCAUAAGAAGACUCUUCCUUGUAAAACUCCAGAAUAACAUUUUUCCAUAGUUGAAUUAGUUCAACCAGAAAUAAUGUCUAUAGAGGAUACAAUUAUGAUUUUUAAAGAGAUCUUAAGAAGAUCAGUUAAAUCAGUAGAAAUGAUUAAAAUGAUAUGUCCUUUACCUGAAAUUAAGGAAUUAUUGAUGAUCAUUCUUUAAGUAGAAGAAAAAAUGCAAUAAUAAAAUUAAGUAACUGCAAAUAAAAAAUCAAAAAUCAUAAAUUCAAUACUUGGAGCAUCAAAUAUAAAAAUGAUAGAUUAAUCAAGAAAAAAAAGUGCUUGCGGAGGAAUGAGAGUGAAACAAAGUCAUAGAAGUGAAACAGGAGUAAUUGAUUUUUAUGAAUGA
Paramecium sonneborni is the source of this 3410-nucleotide messenger RNA. Lineage: Eukaryota; Ciliophora; Oligohymenophorea; Peniculida; Parameciidae. The record is from the annotation of a GenBank genome assembly.